Messenger RNA from Branchiostoma floridae (Florida lancelet), 685 nucleotides. RefSeq lists its product as uncharacterized. The record is from RefSeq and is a predicted model, not a curated record. The coding region runs from base 26 to 685 and encodes 219 amino acids. The transcript is spliced from 4 exons. NCBI's taxonomy places the organism in Eukaryota, Metazoa, Chordata, Leptocardii, Amphioxiformes, Branchiostomatidae.
GUGGGUUCAGCAGUUUUCCCCGGAGAUGCAGAGGUGGUACCGCUUGGCGCUGGCCGGAGGGCGGGACGCGUCAGAGAUACAGCCUCCCGGCACCGUGCAGCAGCCGGCCCUGCCGUCUCCUGUGGAAGAACUUUGCGGCAACAUGUUUCUUCCCGAGACCCUACCAGACCUACGUCACGGUAACUUCAGCUGCACCAACAUCGCCUACUAUAACAUCUACGUGCGCAUGUGCAUCGCCAAGUGUGACGUGGGCUACCAGACCGAUGACGCAGGCCUGCUGUUCUGCAACCGCGGCCGAUGGGCGCCGAUCCAGCCCGAAGUCGUGUCGACACUCGUCGGCGUCGGUCGGGCUGCCGACACGAUGCCGAACACCGACCCUCGGGCGUUAGAGUACCUCGGCAUCCCCGACGAAAUUUUCGCGGACGUGGCUUUAAACAUUUUAGUGAAGCUGGACUACGUCCCAAACCUUUCUAUCGUGGAGUCAUAUCUAGACAUGGUCUCGGAGAACAACAUCAUCGAUUUUGACAUGAUGCGGCAGUUGUUGAUCUGGGUCGGUCCAAACAUCGAAGACAUCAUCGCCAACCUGGACUUCCUGCAGAUCCUAUCUCGUCUAGAGACGUUUGGGGCGACCAGACAUCCUGUGUGCAAAAUUAUCAAGUGUGGGGAGGAAUCUGAGGGAAAUUGA